This is a messenger RNA of Rhinichthys klamathensis goyatoka, 962 nucleotides long. It is a transcript of the gene kcnmb2a, whose product is annotated as potassium large conductance calcium-activated channel, subfamily M, beta member 2. Bases 48 to 746 code for a protein of 232 amino acids. NCBI's taxonomy places the organism in Eukaryota, Metazoa, Chordata, Actinopteri, Cypriniformes, Leuciscidae. Gene Ontology annotation, biological process: potassium ion transport; detection of calcium ion. The transcript is spliced from 4 exons. The record is from RefSeq and is a predicted model, not a curated record. Gene Ontology annotation, molecular function: potassium channel regulator activity; calcium-activated potassium channel activity. Gene Ontology annotation, cellular component: voltage-gated potassium channel complex; membrane.
UUCCGGAACUCAGAUCUUCCAGAUCUUACUGACAGGCAUCAGACAAGAUGUUCUUUGUGAAGGGGGUCAAAACAACACAAGCCACUCAACAAAGGGUAAUUCAUAAGAGAUUGUGGGGAUAUGAGCUAAAGGACAGAAAAAGGACAGAAACAGCUCUAAAGGCCGGGGAGGACAGGGCCAUUCUGUUGGGUUUGGGUAUGGUGUUCAGCUCAGUCAUGAUGUACUUUGUGAUCUGUAUCACCAUGGUGCGCGCGCAUGCAGACAGUGUAUUGACAGAUGAGACCACCUGUAUUGUGCUUAACUCCACUCUUACGAAGGAUAUCAAUUGUUCGUACAACUGUGGCUCUGACUGCUGGAGAAGCUCUGAGUUCCCCUGUCUACAGGUCUACGUCAGCCUGAACGCCACCGGCCGUAUCGGGCUGCUCUUUCACAAUGAGGAGAUGCUGGACGUCAGUUCUGAGUGUUUUUAUGUGCCAAAAUGCCAGAAGGACCACAGCGUCCUGCGUGUUAUGGUCCAGAAUAUUUCAGAACAUCUGAAGACGCACCAGCAGGUAACAUGUUUCCACGACUCCAGCGAGCAUCAGGCCAGUAUCCUUCUGAACCGUCCGCAUGGCAGCAGUGCAGUUUUCCACUCUCUCUUCUGGCCUUCCUGUAUGUGUUCUGGAGGAACCCUCAUCAUACUCAUGGUCAAGCUCACUCAAUACCUUUCCAUACUGUGUGAACAAAUUGGCAAAGCGCCAAAGUGAAAGGGGCGCAGUCAUUUAAAGACUUGGUGAAGUGAAUGGAUGAGCUUUAAUUUCUCUUUGAAAGGGUUUUUAGUCUCCUGCUGUUGACUGGAUUGACUGGAAAUUGAUAUGUUAGUCUUCCAUGGCUAAGCUAUAUUGUAACCACAAAUCAUAUCUCUGAAGCGCUAUUCCAGAUGGAGCUAGUGCUGUUCAGAUAAGGACUUUUUAAUAGUGCAA